GCCAGCGCAUGAGAAACGUCAGUCCAAGUUGAAGUUACGUAAAAUUUGCUAGGCCUCAAAGAGAUCGUCGAAAUGAGCUUAAAGGCCAACUAUUACGAUCAGCCGGAGGGCGAGGAUCUCUUCGGCAAGAUGCUUGCCACCAACAAGUACGCUCUGGCCGGCGGUCUCGGCUGGUCGACGGUUGAGGUGAUGAUGGUUUCGAAGCCCAAGGGCUACCUGCCGACCAUUGCCCGGUACGUGUACUUUACCGGCCCGUUCGUCGGCAUGGCCUCGGCGUUCACGGUCGGUGCGUACGCCGCCAACAAGCUGCGUGGCCGGGACGAUGGCUGGAACUAUGUGGCCGGAGCGUUCGCGGCCGGUGGUGUUUACGGUGCCUGGAAACGGACCGUGGUCGGUGGGCUGGUCGCUGGAUUGAUCUUCGGCGUUGCCGGUGCGCUCAAAAAACAGUCCAUCGACGAGGGCUGGGAGUUCUUCCCGGAUGUGAAGCAUCACGCCGUCAGCUCGAUAAAUCCGAACCGCUACGAUUUUACCCUCACGCAGGAACGCGAACGUGGAUGGACGACCGGCAAAUAGGGGGGGCAGUUGAUGAGAGUGCGGUGAUAUGAAGGAACGCAAAAUCGACCCUUUUCCGGUUAUGUUGUAAAGCAUGUUAGGCAAUAAAUACUGUGGAUACUA
Anopheles coustani is the source of this 675-nucleotide messenger RNA. RefSeq names its product NADH dehydrogenase [ubiquinone] 1 alpha subcomplex subunit 11 (gene ND-B14.7). The transcript has 2 exons. Bases 73 to 573 code for a protein of 166 amino acids. Lineage: Eukaryota; Metazoa; Arthropoda; Insecta; Diptera; Culicidae. Gene Ontology annotation, biological process: mitochondrial respiratory chain complex I assembly. The record is from RefSeq and is a predicted model, not a curated record.